Messenger RNA from Hippoglossus stenolepis (Pacific halibut), 1332 nucleotides. Its product is annotated as dysbindin. The record is from RefSeq and is a predicted model, not a curated record. Gene Ontology annotation, biological process: negative regulation of protein kinase activity. Gene Ontology annotation, cellular component: cytoplasm. Lineage: Eukaryota; Metazoa; Chordata; Actinopteri; Pleuronectiformes; Pleuronectidae. The transcript has 4 exons. Bases 244 to 819 code for a protein of 191 amino acids.
CUCCACAGAGCCACGAACUUGUUCUUGCCUCAUCCAAGUGGCUCAGAGAGUCCACUGAGGGGGAAAGAGGCAAAGCUGGGAAAGGAGAGCAGCAGAGAAACAGGGCAGCAUCAGUCACUUUGGAGCCGCUCAGACUCAGAGUGAGCAGAGGAGGUGGGAGGUGAGCUGCAGCUGAACUCUCACAGGGCUGACUGACUGGACACCACAAACUGAUUGGUUUCAUUCCCACGAUUCUCCAGCAACAUGAGCUCCACAUCCUCCAACCUGCACAAAAAACGCCUGCCAUCGGAGACCGAGAGAGGCCAGAGGCUCCCAGAUGUGGAUGCGGCGCAGCAGCUCAAGCUGAAAGAGAGGCAGCGUUUCUUUGAGGAGGUCUUCCAGCAUGAUGUGGACGUCUACCUGUCCUCGGCACACCUGUGCAUCAGAGACUACAAGAGACCUCCCAUUGGCAGCAUCUCGUCUAUGGAGGUGAAUGUGGACUUGCUGGACCAGAUGGAGCUGAUUGACAACUCUGACCAGGAGGCUUUGGAUGUCUUCUUCAGUUCUGGAGGAGAAGACGAAGGGCUGACGUCCCCACUGCCAGUCCAACGAAACAACAACAACAACGAGGAAGUCAACAGUAAUGGACUCUUCCGACACGUCCUUGAGGGCCUUGACGCCAAGUCCCGCAUGUCCUCCACAUCUUCAAACUCCUCCUCCGAAAGCCAGACCACCAAUGCCAAUGGUGCAGAUACCCCUGUGGUCGGGUCCGAAGAUGAAGAAAUACACACCAGCACAGUGAGAAGGAGGUUCCCACCUCCAGAGAAAGAAAGGAUGUAAAGUUCGUCAUCCUACGCACCCCUCCCUUCGGCAAUGGAUCUCCUCCUGCAGGAUGGCAGCUGUCACCUCUGGUCCGGGUAAAGAGUUUACUGUGGUGCAAGACAUUCAAAGAAGCCUCUCAGUUACGACUGUCUUCCACAAACUGUCGCUUAUCUCUGCUCACAACCUUUCUUUUGAUUGAUGAGUUGUUGGUUGGGUGCUGUGUGUGAUUUGGAGGUGGAGACCAUGAACUGUAAAUAUGGAGAUUUCCUAUUAUUCUGACCGGUUUCUAUUCCUGUAAUGGCAUGUUUGAAGGACAAGACCUGCUCCUCUGUUACUUACAUCACAGGAUUUGAAUUUUGUACAGAAUUAACACAGAAUAAUAAUAUUAUCAUUGGAUGAAAAAUGAGGUGGAAAAAAAGUGCUUUAAUAUUGUAGCAGUUUUUCAGUUUUCUAGCUGUCGUCUAAGAAAAAUCUCUAACAUGGUGUCUUUGUUUUAACAAUAAAGGAAUCUUACUUCUGUGUUCCCACAAA